UGUGUACACUUAUUUUAAUUUUAUGCGUAUUUAAUUGAUUAUUAUUAGAAUCAAGUUUUCUUAUAAACUAUAUCUUAAAUCUAUGCUUGAUUGAUUUGAAAGUGGCGUGAAGUGAUUUAAUAUAAACAAUUAAUUUAAACUUUGCCAAGAUGUCAGACUCGGGCGAAGAGUUGUUCAGAAACUGCGAGGUCGAUUUUGACCGUGUAAAUACAUUGUUAGAAGAAGUAAUUAAAGAAAAAAUGCCCAACUCCGAGUCGGACACGCCCACUGAUGGUUCCGGUUCGGCGAAACCCAGAGCCCCAAAAAAGCGUCCGAUGAAACGAGACCGUGAGACCAGUGACGGUAAAACAGAAAAGGAACAAAACAUGAAUGGGGACAUGGACGAAGAUGAGGUGAAGGAUCCUUUGUCAUUAACUAUAGAACGUAAAAUUUGGGAUGUAACUCAUCGGAAAUUCCUGAUGGCCCGAGACCUCAAGAAACUGAAAGACCUUCUCGAUAAAGAUAUAAAAAUAGGAGAGUGUUAUAAGUCUGUGUUAGAUGCGGCUUUAAAAGACUUUAAAGUUCUGAAAAACCGUUUACAAAGUAUGCAACAAAAACAAUCUCAAAAAGAGAUCGAACUUCGUAAUAAAAUAAAUGAGAUGUUGAGAAUUGAGUCAGAGACGAAAGUUGCUGUUGAUAAUAGUAUUGAAGCGAUGAAAAAAGAAUAUCUUAAUAAAGAAACAGAAAUAUCUGCUGCAAUUGGAAAAAUGAAAGAUGAAGAAGCUCAAACGAAAAUUAAGAUAGAACGUGAUAUCAACAGCUUAGAACAAAAGUUGACUACAGCGAAAAGAGAUUUCGACAAUAAUAUCAAUAUUAUGCUAAAGAAUGAACGUAAGGAAAAAGACAAACUUCAGUCCGAGAUAGAUAAAAUUGAGCAACAUUAUGCCGAUUUAAAAGGAGACUCCGACAAAAGGAUCAAUGCCAUGCAAAAUGAGCUAAUUUUGAAAGAAGAAAAAUCAAACGCCGAAAUUAAAACUAUGCAAAGAAAUGAAACUGACAAGAUUCGUGAAAUUAAAGAUAAAAUAAAACAAAUUCAUUCCAAAGAAGCUAAAUUGAAAGUGGAUAUUGAAAAUAAGAUAAAACACAAGCAGAAUGAGUUAGCUGUGAAAGAAGCAUGUUUAAAUAGCAAACAAAAUAAUAGAGCUAGGCAUCCCGAAGAACACAAUUAUGAAGCAAGAAGCAGUGGCGCAGCGUGGCAGGGGCAGGGGGCGCAAAUGCCCCAGGCGGCACGUUUUAGGAGGCGGCAAAAUUCCAUAAUAACCUACUGCAAUAAUAAUAAAUAAUAAGCGUUUAAAGUCCGCCGAGGUAUCCUCACCCUUCAGCCGCUCAUGUUUCAUUGGCAGGUGCCAUAGUUCCCGUAGUGUCCCCAUUCCUAGUCCAUUAGCAUCCUGUGACAAUAGCCCAAGUAGUUUUCAUCCAUAGUUAGCAAUAGUUUAGCCCCGAACCGGGGAUUGUCCUUGGGUACGUUUCUAAAGUGUAUUCAGGGAUAAUCGUCGGUUUUGUGUCACCAUUUCGCCCAACACCUUAGUGCGCUGUAUAGCGAGUAGACUCGACUGCCUGUAUAUGAAUCACUGCUGCAGACUUUCCACUUCGGUGAUAGACCUGCAGUGGUGAUUUGAUACAGGCAGUUAUCUUAGGUUAGGAUGCUUUGUUUUGUAAUUUACUAACAUAGUAAUUAAGUAAAAAUUGUUACUAACAAAAUGGGUCAUGGUCACUUGAAUAAAUGAAUUUAAUAUAUAUUUCAUUAAAGUUGUCUCAAAAGGGCUUCAGCGUGUUGGCUUCGGCCCCACGUUCUCCUCCCAAAAAUCCGGGACUAUAGUCCCGCGGUCUGGUAGAGACAUACAAAUAAAAAAUAAAAAAUCAUUUAUUUGCAAGAAAUAUGGUGUUGGUAUAGAAGAAUGUAAAAAAACAGUAAGUAUAUAUGUUGUGUUGAGAUAGUUUUAAGUUAAUUUGCUGCGCCCUAACAGGGUAAUGUAUACCUAGGAUAAGGAUGCAUUUCUGUAACUGUAUACAUUUUUGCAAUAAAUAAAUAGAAUGUGGGAAAAAUAAUUGUAGGGUAUAACCUCCAUAACACGGUCUAAGUGCAUGUUAAGGUAGUUAAGGUUUAUAUUAAAUUGUUGUCUUCAAAUGCGCUCCGACGCGCUUCCAGCGGUAUGCACUGGGCUUGUAGGUACAUAAGUCUAUGUCCGAAGCCAGCUGUCUAUUCGCUUAUAUUUGCACUUGACUUUGCUCGCGAAGUCACGACGAUCGCAAACACGGUCUUUAUAAUCAAAAAGACUGCAAGAAUGUUGCAAUUCUGUUUCCUUCAGUUGUAGUCUGAUAGGUUGAUACGACAGUAUUUACUCAAGUUUUAACUUAGAAUAAACAUAAAAAAAUACCUCUAUUGUUACGAAAUAUGGUGUUAUUAUUUUGUUGCAUUAAAAUAUAUGCAUUAAUUUUAAGUUAAGUAUAAUUUUAGCAAACUGUAGGUAGUUUUAUGCGUUCAUAAGAUGGGAUGUCAGUUGAAAUAAAAAAAUACUUCUAAAUGUGUUGUAAUUCAAUAAUAUGCAAUUUUUAACCGACUUCCCAAAAAGGAGGAGGUUAUGUAUCUAGCAUUCUAUCUUUUUGGUUAGAGAAGUCAGAAUCAUUGGUCAGAAUUAAAUCUAACAUACCUACUGUACAGUGUACCUCCCUUCUUUUUUACUACAGUUUAUUCAUAGACGUAUCUACAUAUUUUAGACCUUUAAAAUUAAUAUUUUAAUUUUUUUUUAUUCAAUCUUAAUUUUAAUAUGUUGUACUUACCUAAUAAUUUUUUUACCAAAAUACUGACCAAAUAUUCUUUUGUAGGUAUUAUAUUUUUGUAUUAAACCUGAUUUUAAAAUUA
Molecule: messenger RNA, 2902 nt
Organism: Helicoverpa armigera (cotton bollworm)
Lineage: Eukaryota; Metazoa; Arthropoda; Insecta; Lepidoptera; Noctuidae
Product: EEF1A lysine methyltransferase 1
Exons: 5
Coding region: 150-1322 (390 amino acids)
Biological process (GO): methylation
Molecular function (GO): protein-lysine N-methyltransferase activity; nucleic acid binding
Source: RefSeq, a predicted model, not a curated record